Rhopilema esculentum is the source of this 2498-nucleotide messenger RNA. RefSeq names its product GATA zinc finger domain-containing protein 1. Gene Ontology annotation, molecular function: sequence-specific DNA binding; zinc ion binding. The record is from RefSeq and is a predicted model, not a curated record. Gene Ontology annotation, biological process: chromatin organization; regulation of DNA-templated transcription. Lineage: Eukaryota; Metazoa; Cnidaria; Scyphozoa; Rhizostomeae; Rhizostomatidae.
UGUGGUCUCGUUUCGAACUUAGUAUUGUGGCCUAAAGUCGGCGGAAAGCUCUACAAAACAGCUGAGAAAAUGACUUAAAUUCUGAUGUAAGUUUAACUAAAAAGAUACAAUAAUAAUGCCUCAGUGUGCAGAUUGUUUCGUGGAUACUUGCCAGAUGUGGCGAAAAACCACAAGGGGACUAACGGUGUGCAACGUGUGUCAUUUGAAACGAGUACAAGCAGAGCAGACGGCCUCUGUUGCAGCUAGGCUAAAGGAGAAAGGAAAAGAGACUAUAAGGCAAUCUUCAAGGAAAAGUAAACCAUCAAGUAAAGCAGCUAAGCUCGUUAACGGAAAGAUUUUGGAUCGAGCCACCAAAGUGCCAGGUUUGAAGAACAGAAAAGCUUUGCUUAAGAAAAAGCCGUCCAAGUCUCCAGUAGUUACUUCAGCUGUUGUUACAGCAAGCAGUAUCUAUCACAAGGGUCUCCUUUUCAAGGAGGGAGAUGUGGUCUCUGUAACAGAUAUAAGUGGAAAGAGGUACUUUGCUCAGAUAAGAGGGCUACUUCAAGAUGUUUUCUUAAACAAAAGUGCUGUUCUUAGCUGGCUGUUGCCAACUGUGCCUAACCCAACAAGAUUUGAUCCUGCAAUAUUUCUACCAGGACCAGAUGAAGAUACUCCUAGACCAAUGGAAUGCUUAGAGUUUGUGUCAAGAGCUCCUACAAAUUCAUUUAGGCUAAGAACAUCAUAUCCUCCAUAUCAAAGGACUAAACCAGAUUUGAACUCUCUAUUGUCGGUGGCAGAGGGUCUGUUAGAUCCAGCAAACACAGAGCUGCCAGGUGAUGUGAACACGAUAGAUGAACCAAAUUGAGCUGUCUGUUACAUUUAGAUUCCAAAUAUCAUGGAAGUCAUAAAGAUUUCAUAUUUUGACAACCUUCUCAAAGUGAUUCUUUGUUAUCACUGUUGAUGGAAGAAUUCACUAUGUAAAGAUUUCACAGACAGGGUACUUGAGCUGUAUUUAAACAAUUUCCAGACAGAGUGCCAGAAUUUUGUAUAUACUGUUGACACUUAGAAGUACCUUAAUAACUGAAUCAGUAUCCAGUUGUUAUUUUCUAGGAUCUUGUGAUUUUGUACAAAUUGACAUUAGAAUGUUUGGCUGCUUAUAUACUAUGCAAUUAUUUAACUGUAGUCAGAUAUAUUCGGCAGAGAUUUUAAAUCAUCCUUUAGCAAUAAAUUUUUGUUUGCUAAGUUGUCAUAAUUUUCUUUCGUUGAAUUAUUGUCACCUCGUUGAACAUUAGUGAUACGAUAAAUUCUGACAGGUGUAUUAUUAUCAAAUAUAUAAGUAAACUUUCUGGAGGCAUAAAGGAAUUAUCUUUUCUUUUUCACCUUUUGCCACAGAACAUAUAGCCUCUUGUUAUUUUCUCAAAGCAUUUUGGUGCCAUUUUUGGUUAAACACUUUACCGUUCAAUGUCUUAUUGUAUUUUGAACUGCAUUAUUCCAUAAAGAGCUCCCCAAAGUGUUCUUUUCAAAAUAUAUCUAGUUUGCAUGCUUGGAACUUUGUCUUCCCACUUCUCUCUUGACAAAGGGAUGAAACUGUUUUCUUUCAAUUCAGUUAAAAAGAGCAAUUUUUUGAAAAGUCUUCCUUGUGCUUCUCAGCCUCAAUAUCCCUCUUACUUAAACACUCUUGUAAGGAGUAAUGUUUGUAUCAAGGCAUAUAUCCAUAAAUUUAUUCUUCAAAGAAAAUAUUCUAAGAAAUUGUUCAUCAUUUGUAUUGCAAGUGGUUUGAUUAUCUUGUUCACUGUCUGAUGCCAAGAUAACAAGAAAAUAAUUUUCCCUUCCCCGGAACAAAUUUUCAUCUGCAAGGAAAUCUGCAGUGAGACUGAUUUUUUACUGCAAAGAAAAACCUUCUCUGAAGUUUACCUGGAGUAUUUCUAUGUACUAGGCCUUUUAUCGAUUUGACAAGAUGUGAGCAUCACAGCUCACAUGGUAUCAAACUGGAGAAAAAUUUCCCAUAGUCAGUAAUUAUGUUUGAUAUCCAGCAGGUCUUUCAAUACACCGUUUGAGAGUACAAUACUAUUUUUUUGUUUACCUGGUAAUGCAUUAGUAUCUUCUGAUUUUAGUUUGAAUCUUAUUUUUAGCCAUCUGUCAGCUACUGAGCAUUUUAGUCGAUUGGCAGGUAAUCAGUGAUGUCGCAACGGGGUGGCGGUGGACUGAUGUUGAUUUUCUAAUUUCUCGAAAUCCGUUCAAAACCUCGGGGUAAAGGGUUGAUCAGAUUGAUUUCCAUUUUCGCGCUUUCAAAAAGCCCCCUUUUCGCAGAAUGCUGUUCGAGAAAUUUGCUUUUCCAACAAUUUCGACAUUGGUAAAAAGUACUGAAAAGGCGUUCCCCACGUUUUCCGUGAGUCUGAAGGGAGUGGACGAGAAAUUUUUCAGUCCACCCCAGUCUUUCCAGAUUAACAACGCCUCUGUAUGUAAUGUUUCAAGGGGUAAAAAAAGAGCGGCGUUCACAUUUACACAUUUGAUCCUCA